CCCACGGUGGUCGUAGCGCCCUGAGCCAUGGCGGAGGAGCCGGGUACUACGGUGGUGCGGCCGCAGCACCGUUUUGAGCGGGCGGGGCUGGAGGCGCACCUGUGCCGACACCUGCCGGGCUUCCCCGCGCGGCCCGCCGGGGCGCUGGCCCUGCGCCAGUACAGCUCAGGCCAAUCCAAUCCAACAUUUUACUUGCAGAAGGGUGUUAGGGCAUAUGUGCUCCGGAAGAAGCCUCAUGGUCCUCUUCUACCUAGAGCUCACAAGAUUGACAGAGAAUAUCAAGUGCAGAAAGCAUUAUUUUCAGCUGGAUUUCCAGUCCCUGAGCCCUUAUUGUAUUGUAGUGAUGUUUCUGUGAUCGGAACUGAAUUUUAUGUUAUGGAACAUGUACAGGGUCGCAUCUUCCAAGACCUCACGCUACCUGAAGUCAGUUCAGCAGAGCGGUCUGCUUUGUAUGUUGCUAUGAUGGAAACCUUGGCCCGGUUGCACUCGUUCGAUUUGCAGUCACUUGGUCUCCAAGGAUAUGGCAGAGGACCAGGAUACUGUAGGAGGCAGGUGUCAACUUGGAAAAGACAGUAUGAUGCAUCUGCUCAUGCAGACAUUCCUGCUAUGAACCUGUUGGCUGAGUGGUUAAUGAACAAUUUGCCAUCUGGUGACAAUGAAGAAAAUUUGAUUCAUGGAGACUUUAGAAUAGAUAACAUCAUUUUCCAUCCAACAGAGGCUCGUGUUGUGGCAGUCCUCGACUGGGAACUUUCAACCACAGGACACCCUCUAGCAGAUUUAGCUUAUGCCCUCUCCUUCUACUUUUGGCCUAACAGCGUUAAAAGCUUAACACAAGGGAAUAUCUCGAAUUUAAAAGAUACUGCAGGAAUUCCAUCAUUUGAAGAACUGAUGUCAGUUUACUGCCGCUGUCGGGGAAUUAGCACCACCUUUCCCAACUUACAUUUUUUCCUUGCUCUUUCAUAUUUUAAAGUAGCUGCAGUAGUCCAGGGUGUUUAUGCUAGAUUUCUACUUGGAAAUUCUGCGGCAGAGAAUAGCUGUGAGUUUGCUGAGAUGGUAAAACCCUUGGCAGAAACAGGAUUAAAUCUCUCAAAAAGAACAUCUUUCACCAGUGAAACACAGCCCAGAAGUACAGGAGAAUUGUUCCAGCAAAGUAGGAAAGGUCAGCAGAUUCUGCUGAAGGUGAAGCAGUUCAUGCAGCAGUAUAUAUUUCCAGCUGAAAAGGAAGUGGCAGAAUACUAUGCUAAAGAUGAAAAUUCCCUGGACAGAUGGAAGAAACCAGUAGUAAUCGAGAAGCUAAAGGAAAUGGCCAAAGCAGAGGGUCUGUGGAACCUUUUCCUGCCAGCCAUCAGUGGUCUCAGCCAGGUGGACUAUGCAUUAAUUGCAGAGGAAACAGGAAAGUCCUUCUUUGCCCCAGAAAUUUUCAAUUGUCAGGCACCAGACACUGGAAACAUGGAGGUCCUGCACAUGUAUGGGACUGAAGAGCAAAAGAAACAGUGGCUUGAGCCUCUUCUUCAAGGGAAAAUUAGUUCUUGUUUCUGCAUGACAGAACCAGAAGUUGCCUCAAGUGAUGCCACCAACAUGGAAUGCAGCAUUGAGCGAGAUGGAGAUAGCUAUGCAAUUAAUGGCAAGAAGUGGUGGAGCAGUGGGGCUGGAAACCCAAAUUGCAAAGUUGCCAUUGUGAUGGCCAAAACCCCAAAUUCUUCUGCAUCCAGGUACAAACAGCACAGUAUGAUCAUAGUUCCACUGGACACGCCAGGAAUGAAGCUUAUUAGACCUCUCUCUGUGUUUGGCUACAUGGAUCAUAUUCAUGGCGGACAUUUUGAGAUACAUUUUAACAAUGUUCGAGUACCUGUUUCUAAUAUAAUAUUAGGUGAGGGAAGAGGGUUUGAGAUUGCUCAAGGUCGGCUGGGACCAGGCCGGAUACAUCACUGCAUGAGAUCAAUAGGUACAGCUGAAUCUGCCUUAGAAAUAAUGUGCGAACGUGCAGCACAGAGAGCAACCUUUGGGAAGAAGCUGUACCAGCAUGAAGUUGUUGCACACUGGAUUGCAGAAAGCCGCAUUGCUAUCGAGCAGGCCCGACUGCUUACCCUGAAAGCAGCCAGCAGCAUAGACACGGUGGGCAACACAGAAGCCAGGAAAGAGAUAGCCAUGAUCAAAGUGGCUGCACCAAGAGCAGUCCUUAAAGUAGUGGAUUAUGCAAUCCAAGUCUGUGGAGGAGCCGGAGUUUCCCAGGAUUUUCCUUUGGCUCAUAUGUUUGCCCUUACUCGGACCCUGCGAAUAGCCGAUGGGCCUGAUGAAGUUCACCUCUCAACAAUUGCAAAACUGGAACUACAAGACCAAGCUAAGAAGCUGACUGCAAAAAUGUAGUGUUUAAGAGUCAUCCUGCGUACAGGUUCACAUUGCAUCUGCUUUAAUAAGAACCAAGUUUAAUCCUCUGAAUACGAGACCUUUCCCCUGAAUUACAAGGAAUAGUAGAGGGAACGAUGAAGGUAGCUCAACUUAGUUACCCAUAUUUGAUUUUCUGACUGGGUGGCUUAAUUUGGAUUCUGCUUAAACACUGCUUCUCAGGAAAGAGUUGCUAGAAUACCAGCUUAAGCUGCUGAGGCAGUGACUUAAGGAAGGUUAUUUUGGAGUCUUUCCUUGGUCUUACACCAGCAUAUUCCUUGAUCAGUUUUGCUACAGGUGCCUGGAGAAGAAUGAAGUGAUCAUCAUCUGUCUAUAAUCACAAAUAAAGUGCCUUUAAAAAAAAACAAGCCAAUUACCUCCAUGAAUGCAAGAUGAAGGAGGUUUAGUACCAGGAAGCUUGGUUUUAGUUUCCACCCAUCGCAUGUACCUGUAUGGUGAGCAACUCCUGCACUCUCCCUCCCCGCAAACUGUGUAGCUGUUUCAUACUUUAAAAACCAUAUACCUUCUAAUCUCAAUCCUCAUUUUUUUAGAAUGUGUUGAUGAUCCAAAUUCAUGUUCAGUUAUGCUCAAAAAGUAUACAUGUAAAUACACCUAUGCUAAAUCAUGUUAAAGUGAAAAAACUUUCUAAAUAAACUGUUGCAUUUUUCAAAUAUGA
Messenger RNA from Alligator mississippiensis (American alligator), 3061 nucleotides. RefSeq names its product acyl-CoA dehydrogenase family member 11 (gene ACAD11). Gene Ontology annotation, molecular function: oxidoreductase activity, acting on the CH-CH group of donors; flavin adenine dinucleotide binding. NCBI's taxonomy places the organism in Eukaryota, Metazoa, Chordata, Crocodylia, Alligatoridae. Gene Ontology annotation, cellular component: mitochondrion. The record is from RefSeq and is a predicted model, not a curated record. The transcript has 20 exons. The coding region runs from base 28 to 2367 and encodes 779 amino acids.